Molecule: messenger RNA, 4434 nt
Organism: Saxophila tyrrhenica
Lineage: Eukaryota; Fungi; Ascomycota; Dothideomycetes; Mycosphaerellales; Extremaceae
Gene: BUD2
Product: GTPase activating factor
Exons: 2
Coding region: 1-4434 (1477 amino acids)
Biological process (GO): regulation of GTPase activity
Source: RefSeq, a predicted model, not a curated record
AUGGAGGCCUCUGAGCGGCGGCGCAGGCGGUGGAACGACGCUGACAAUCGACGAAGACCCGAGGACUCCCUCUACGCCGAGUGGUUGCGCGCCGAACGCACGACAGGCGCUGUCAGCCCACGAGACACCACCCGCCGUCAAAGCUUGGCCCUGCAGCAGAAUGGUUCCACGAGCAUCGACGAGCCCGACCUGCUGGGCGCGACAAUCAGGCCUGUGACACCCGAAGACAGCGACGCCGCCAUGGACGAGGAGAGCUCGCUGCCGGAGAGGAGCACCGACAGCUUCGAGGAGGCUUUCCUCCCGCGCACCGCGUCAGCAUCAGCACGGCGGAGGCAGAUACUAGGCACGACAACCACGACGAUUAUCGGAGGCCCGGCUGCCCUCACCGGACCCGCGGCGCCAGGGGUGCGCUCCUCGAAACAUAGUCGGAGAUUGGUCAAGGAGCGGGAGUCGCGCAGUUUGCCAAGUGGACACAACGGGUCGGGUCUGACUGGCAUGCUGGCGAGGAGCUCGAGCAAAAGCGGGACCUCCUCUCCUUCAACAAUAACACCAACAAGCAAUGGCAAUCGCACCACCAGCAUCUACGACGGAGAUGCGUACAACGGCGUCCCGAGACAGCGCACCCGCACGCUGGAUGAGCGGAGGAGAGAGCGUGAGCCCGCGCACAUGUUGAGGAGCAGUCGCAAUAGGGUUGGGAGUGUGAACAACAUGCCGAGCUCCGGCGCGGAGUAUCUGGCUUCGGUGCCCGCGAGCACGUCUCCGCCGGAAGCGCCUUCGAUCCUGUCGCUGAGCUCACCCGUGCAAUCUCCGAGUGAGACAGGGAGACGCUCGACCUCCGACACCUCGUCGGCGAACAAUUCCAUGACGUCCACCUCGAACCCUCCGCGAAGGAUACAACACCUGUGCAAUGUGCUUAAGGGGCGCAUGAGCGGGCACGUAUCGCUGAGGAGGGCUUCGGACCAUCCCUGGCAUCAGCUCUACUGCUACAUCGAGCAAGACACCGGGCGGCUGAUGUACGAGUCGAAAGGCGGCGAUGGCGCGGACCGCGCGCUUGUCUCGGCGCUGGGAGGUUGCAACGUGAGACCCAACACGGACGGCGAGCAGUCGUAUCUGGAAGUCACGCUGCCCAACUCAGACACGGAGAUCCACUUCAAGCUCCUGACGCAGGCGGAUCUGGAGUCCUGGUACGCCGCGUUGUUAUGGUGGCAGUACAAGGAGCCUUCGCUCACGGAGCGCGCGAAUGGCCACAGGCCGCCUUCUGCGACUUCGGCUGGAUAUCAUUCGAGGCCCGAACUACCGCCUAGGACCUCUUCAGCGAGAGAUCGACCUCGAGAUCGCGCGGAUAGCAAUCGCAGCGAUCGGAGAAAGUCUGUCGUCACGCCGAAGGAGGCGCCGGUAAUCAAGAUUGGCACGAUGAUCUACUGGGACACGAAUGUCGGGUACAGCAACACUCCUGGAUCUGCUGCGGUGGGUUCGCCGGCGAGUGGGAGACCUGCGAAGUAUAGGAUGCAAUCGCAGUCUUCACGGCGAUGGAGGAGGAUCAGUGGGCAGUUGCGCGAGAAUGGCGAGCUCAAGUUACAUGCGGAUGCGGAUAACAGUCUGAUAUCGGUGGUGCAGUUGAGUCAGCUAAGCAGGUGUGCGAUCCAGAGACUGGAUCCGAGUGUGCUGGACAACGAGUACUGCAUUGCGAUAUACCCGCAGUACACUUCUGGACACUCGAACAGCCAGCCGGGAUUCGUGCGGCCGAUCUUCUUGAGCUUGGAGAAUCGGGUGCUGUACGAAGUCUGGUUCGUCUUGCUGAGGGCUUUCACGAUACCACAGCUGUACGGCCCACCACCGCAGGACGAGCAGGAGGAGAGUCAGCCGACGAGGAGUCUGGAUGACAAGCUGGCGACGACCAUCUCCGACAUGUUUCGAUUAGAGCGUACGCUGAACUUUAGGAUCGUGGAGGCGAAGAUCUUCCCGCCUACUGCGAGCAAUCCUGGGCCGGAAGCUGGGUUUUCUGGUGGGAGAGCGCAUGCGGCGAAUGUGAAGCCAGAGCAACAUGGAUACUACGCUGAAGUUUUGUUGGAUGAUGAGACGAGAGGGAAGACGAAUGUGAAGUACGACGGUCUGACGCCGCUGUGGGGCGAGAGCUUCGAGUUUCUGGACCUGCCGGCGGUGCUCAGCAAUGUUAGUGUGUUGAUCAAGCGACGGCCGCCUGAGAGUGCACAUGCGAGAGAGCAGGCGGCGAGUAAGCUAGUGCAUGAAGCGUAUGGGUUUACCAGCGAUCAGCAUGGCGGCUUCACUGGACUUACGUUCGAUGUGACCUGCGGCAAAGUGGAGGUCUACCUGCACGAGCUCGAAGGCGACAAGGAGGUGGAGAAAUGGUGGCCCAUCGUCAACAGCUUCAACCAGCGGGUCGGCGAAAUCCUGCUCAAGACGCGGAUGAACGAGGGCGUGAUCCUGAUGGAGAAGGACUACGAACCACUCAGCGAGAUGCUCCAUCGAUUCGGCAACGGUCUCACACUACAAGUCGCGCAGAUCGUCCCGAGCGAGCUGAAGCGCGUGAGCGACUGCUUGCUCAACAUCUUCCAAGUCUCGGGCAAAGUCGGCGAGUGGCUGAUGGCGCUCGUCGAAGACGAGAUCGACGGCAUUCAUAAGGAAACUCCAAUCACUCGGCUGCGGUACACCAGCCGUGUCGCCUCAGACGCGAGCAACGACAGCCCUGGCCUGGGUCUGCACGCCGACCGCGAGUUGAUUGUGCGGGAUAUGAACAAGAACGCCACUCUCGAAGCGAACCUACUCUUCCGCGGCAACACUUUAUUGACCAAGAGCCUGGACAUUCAUAUGCGCCGCGUCGGGAAAGAGUAUCUGGAAGCCGCUCUCGCGUCGAAGAUCAAGGAGAUCAACGAGAAAGAACCAGACUGCGAAGUCGAUCCGAAUCGUGUCAACACGCCCGCGGAUUUAGAGCGUAAUUGGAGACGGCUGCUGCACUGGACGAAGGAGGUGUGGCAGGCGAUUGUGUCGUCGAAGGACCAGUGUCCCGUGGAGUUGAGGCUGAUUUUUAGGCAUAUCCGUGCCUGUGCGGAGGACAGGUAUGGGGAUUUCUUGCGGAGUGUGAGUUAUAGCAGUGUGUCGGGGUUCUUGUUUCUAAGAUUCUUCUGCCCGGCGAUUCUGAAUCCGAAGUUGUUUGGGCUGUUGAAAGAAGAGAUCAAACCCAAAGCACGCCGCACCCUCACCCUCAUCGCCAAAUCGCUGCAGACGCUGUCGAAUAUGGCUUCCUUCGGCGCCAAGGAGACGUGGAUGGAGCACAUGAACGUCUUUCUCACGCAGAGCCGGGAGAGCUUCAAGACGUUCAUCGACGACAUGUGCUAUGUCCCUGUCCCGGUUUCGGGUCCGACGUUCUCUACCGCGAAGCAGCUGUCGACUACCUACCCGCCUGGUGUGGUUUCUGCUGAAACGAAUCUGAGCUACACCACGCCUAUGACGAUUAUGCAGCGGCUGCCUCCUACGAGCCGGGAAGGCUUCCCAAGCCUACCGUACCUUAUCGACCAAGCGCGAGCGUUCGCAGAGCUCGUGCAAGUAUGGCUCGAAGCGACGACAGAAGAAACCGCACGAUCAACAGCCAGUCUGAAAUCCCACGCCGAGCUCAUGGCCGCCAUCAAGGCCUCCGAAGGCGAGCUCACCGCUUUCCACGAAAUCUGCACCAAGCUGUCGAAGCGCACGCAGGAAUGUCUCAGCCGCGCCGAGCGGGCCGAACGACCGAAUAGCGCUCUGUCGUUUCGCUGGGAGGAGCUGAUUGAUCAGCUGCAGCCGAGCAACAGCCUUCCGGAUAGCGGGGAUGAGUUUCCUAUGGUGACGCCUCAGGGUUCUUCGCUGGAUACGUUGGCGGAGAGGGUAGCGCCGACUUCGCAUCUCUCGUCGCUGUCACGGGAGUGGACGGUCGUUUCGCCGGAUGAUGAGGUGGUGAAGGAGGAGGAGGAGGAGGAGGAGGAGGAUCCCGCCUUGGCGACAAGACUCUACAACAUCACCCCCUCCCUCUCCACCGCUACCUCCGCCCCUUCCUCCGACCCCUCCCUCACUCACAACCGCGACCGCGACCGCGAGGCCAACCGCCCUGGCUCCUCCGGCGUCGUCACAUCCCUCCGCGACUCCCUCCGCCGCGCCCUCCCCACCUCCCGCGCCUCCGACGCCGGCGACACGCCCUCGGCGAGCGCUAGCAACGUGUCCUCCGACACCGAGCACUCGGCCGGCACGACCGCUCUCCCCUCCUACGACCGGGAACGACGGCACAGAGAGCGCCGUGAAGCGGCGAAGGCGCAGAUUAAGCAGGAAGUGGAAGCUGCGAGGGUGAGGGAGAAGGAGAGGGAGAGGGAGAGGGGGGGACGGAGGGUGAAGACGCCUAUUGUGUCUGCGCUCAGGAAGAAGAAGGAGAGGGAGCGGGAGGUUUGA